UUUAUAAUUGAUAGGUACCAACGGUUGGAAAAAUAAUCAUGAAAAACCCUACAAUCCUUUGCGUAUCUCAACAUGAAAAGUUGCCUUAAUUUUCUACGAAAUUUUUGAAAUGGAAAUCGAUGAAGAAGAUAGUUGUAAUUUGUUAAAUCAAGGUUAGCUGUAGUUACGUACUAGUAGGAUGCGUCCGAACAUUGAUAGUGUGCAAAUAUUUAUAAAAUAUUUGGCGGUAUUUAAUCGUUAACGUUAGCCAUCGAUGCGACUUAGCGGUAAAUACAAGAUAAAAGACAUAAAACUUAAAUCUAAGUUAAAUUUAUGUAGCCUAGAAAGGUAGAAAAAAGUUACAAUGAGUAACAGAGAAAAAAGUGAUUCACGAUCAGAGCAAUGUGUUAAGGGUAAGGAAGAAAGGGAUAGGAGGCAAUCAGUGUCUUCACAAAGCGAUAAUUCUGAUAUUAAGAAAAGCAGGCGUAACACAUGCAGCAAAGAUAAAAGAAAAAAAUCAAAACAUAGAAGUAGCUCAAGCAGUUCAAGUUCUUCUAGUGGCUCAAGUCGUGAAGCUAAACACUCUAACGAUAGAGACAAAAGAAGCAACAAGUGGGACAAAAGAUAUGAAAAUGGAAUUAGAAUGUAUCGAACAAAUACAAGGGAAGGUAGAGGAUAUUAUAAAGGACGUAGUGGGUACUUAGAUAAUCGAAAACGUAUGUUCAACUAUCGACCUUAUAAGCACUCCGGGUUUUAUGAUAGGAAUAGGAUGCAUAAUAAUUCGCAAUAUCAUAAAUAUAAUAAUGAAAGGAGAAAUAAUAGAUUUUCAAAUCAUAAUAUCAGAAGACCACCAUAUAAUAGAUCUAGGAGUAGAAGCAGCCAGAAUUAUGAUUAUCAAAGAGGUGUAAAGGAUUCCAGUGAGCAAUCAAGAGAAAGUAAUUCAAAAGAAAGGCAUUUGAAACGUGGUAACAUUGAUAAAAUAGAAUCAAGGAAAGGAAAUGUAGACGAUUCUUAUGCAAAAGGAAAAGACAAGAAGAAAGAAGAAGAAGAUGUAGAAGAAAAGACUGAUCAUUCUAUUCAUAAAAAAUCUAAGAGGAAAAGAUCUUUAUCUUCUUCGAGUUCUUCAAGUGUUAGCAGUACCAGUAGCGACAGUAGUAGCAGUAGUUCUAGCAGCAGCAGCAGCAGUAGUAGCGAUAGUAGUAGCAGUUCUAAUACCUCUGAGGAUGAAAGGAAACGUAAAAAAGCAAAGAGAAAAGCUAAAAAGUUGAAGAAAGUAAUGAAGAAACGUAAGAAAAAGAGAAGAAUGAAGAAAAAGUUGAAAAAGAAGCUAAAAAAGUCAUCUUCCAAAAAAAAGGCUCGCAAUCCUGAGAAAUCUAAAGACAAUGUUUCUAAAGAUGUUCCACAAGAAAUAGACAAAUCAAGGGCAAUGGCACCAAUGACAAAAGAAGAAUGGGAGAAAAAACAAAAUAUAAUACGCAGAGUUUAUGAUGAAGAAACUGGAAGAUAUAGAUUAAUUAAAGGUGAUGGAGAAGUCUUAGAAGAAAUAGUCAACAGAGAACGUCACAAAGAAAUAAAUAAACAAGCAACUAAAGGAGAUGGAGACUACUUCCAGGCACGCUUAAAAACCAAUGUUUUUUGAACUAUUUUUCUAUGUAUACUAAAGUAAUACUCUUACAUAGUAAUUACUUUAUUGUCAAUGUUAAAGUCCGGUAUGACAAUAUGUUUUAUAAUGUCUCAAAGAAAAUACUUAUGUUGUACAUUAAUAAAACUUAUCUACAGUGUAAUGUUAGUUACAUUACGUGCAUAUAACAGUCUAUAGUUGGUGACCAAAUCUUAAGAUGUAAUUAGCAAUGAGAACAAUUUACAUUUUAAAUCAGUUUUAUACAGAUUUAAAAUAGAAUUUUCAUAUUUCUCUUUUAAUAUUCAGUAUCAUGUAUGAAAUUAACACAAAUUUUAUUGAAUAUACAUAGGCAUGAUACAUAAUAGAAUACAUUGAAGAAAUUUUGUAAUUGUUUAUUAUCUUAGUAAAUCGAUUACAUUAUUUUCAUAAAUAAAAACUUAACGUUAAAUAAUUCGAUUUUAAAAUAUAAAUUUUAUCUUAUACACACAUAUCUAUUGCUUAAGUAUUAUGUACAAAAUAUUUUACAAAUUCAUAACAUUUAUACAAUAUUUCAGUUAAAUUUUUUUUAAUUGAUAUCUGAAAAUUUAAUGUUUAUUUUCUUGAACACCCUAUAAACAAUAAAAUCAUCUUAUUGCAAACAUUAAUAAAGAAAAACAGAAUGAAAGCUAAACUGUUAUAAACUGAAGAGAAAUUUUACAAGUAAAUUUACUGUUGAAUGCAAAUUUUUAAAGCACAGAAAAUAAGCAAAUACAUGUAAGAUAUAACACUUAUAGUCAAUAUAACUGAAUAGAAUAAGUUGUAUGGCCGUCUCGAUAGAUAGGAUCAUCUGUGAUUAUUGCACGACAUAACGGACAUGAACGUUCUCUAUUUAACCAGGUUAAAACACACAUUUCACAGAAAAUAUGGUUACAGUGUAGUUUCACUGGCAUUGAAUACUCUUCAUGACAAAUUGCACAAACACCUCCAGAUGCUAUCAACUGUUCUUUGGAUGGUGACACUCCUAAAUUCUAUAAAGAUUAAAAUGAUUUUUUAUUAUUAUUAUUAUUAUUAUUAUUAUUAUUAUUAUUAUUAUUAUUAUAUAUAAUUUUUCUUAUAAUAAGAGUAUAACACAUACCAUAUUUUGAAAUAGUUUGCAAGCAGCAGUUUGAAAUAACUUUAAACAGGAUAAUAAAUCAGUUCCUUUACUGACUAUAUAUAAUACAGAGAUGAAAACUCCAAUAAUUUUUUCUGGACCUUGAUACGCUUCAAAAAAAUAAUAUAGCCACGGUUGAACAGGUACAACACAUCGAUACAGUUGAGAUGUUGCUUCCAACAUAAGAUAAUAUUUCCCCUAAAGUAAAAUUAUCUUUCAGUUUUUAAUUUAUUUAUCUUAUGAAAUAAUUAUGUAUUAAAACUUACUUUUUUCCGGAAAGCCAGAAAUCUGGAGGGUAGGCAUGUUAAAAACACUUUACAAAUAAUAGUAAUAAGUUUCAGAAUAAAAUCUGUUAUCAAAAUUGACCACAAUAAUUCCCAGAUUGUAAGAGGCUGAGUAUAAGAAAAGAAUAUAUGUGUAUCGUACUCAAAAUGAAUAAAAACUAUACAUGCAAUAAUAUAACAUGUGAUGACUAAAAGUGAAGUCCAACUUUUAUUAUGCUGUUUUGCAAUUUCACGUUUCACAACAUUAUUAGCAUGAUUAAAUGUGACAAGUAA
Molecule: messenger RNA, 3289 nt
Organism: Nomia melanderi (Alkali bee)
Lineage: Eukaryota; Metazoa; Arthropoda; Insecta; Hymenoptera; Halictidae
Source: RefSeq, a predicted model, not a curated record